GUUUGGAAUUUUUGACCCUGCAGUCGUUUAUGACCAUCUGGGAGAAAUUUAUGCAGCACUUGUUGUGGGGAGCUUUGUCUUUUGCAUUUUCUUGUACAUAAAAGGUCACUUGGCACCAUCUUCUGCUGAUUCUGGAACAUUGGGGAAUGCAGUAAUUGACUUCUACUGGGGAAUGGAAUUGUAUCCUCGCAUUGGUAAAAGUUUUGAUAUCAAGGUGUUCACAAACUGCCGAUUUGGUAUGAUGUCCUGGGCCGUUCUUGCCGUGACCUAUUGCAUCAAACAGUAUGAAGAAAAUGGCCUAGUGGCUGAUUCAAUGCUGGUAAAUACUGUAUUGAUGCUGGUCUACGUUACUAAGUUUUUUUGGUGGGAAGCUGGAUAUUGGUGCACUAUGGAUAUUGCUCAUGAUAGAGCUGGAUUCUAUAUUUGCUGGGGAUGCUUGGUAUGGGUCCCAUCAGUCUAUACAUCUCCUGGGAUGUACCUGGUUAACCACCCUGUAAAUCUGGGUACUCAGCUUGCACUCUCUAUACUUGUGGCUGGACUUCUCUGCAUAUACAUCAACUAUGACUGUGAUAGACAAAGACAAGAAUUCCGCAGAACAAAUGGCAAGUGUUUGGUUUGGGGAAAAGCUCCAUCAAAGAUUGUAGCAUCCUAUCGGACCACUAGUGGGGAAACAAAAAGCAGUCUCCUUCUAACUUCUGGCUGGUGGGGUUUGUCUCGUCACUUCCACUAUGUGCCUGAGAUUUUAGCUGCAUUUUACUGGACUGUGCCGGCACUUUUUAAUCAUUUCCUGCCUUACUUCUAUGUGUUGUAUCUGACCAUUCUCCUUUUCGACCGAGCAAAAAGAGACGAUGACCGGUGUUCAUCCAAGUACGGGAAGUACUGGAAGAUGUACUGUGAAAAGGUGCCUUACAGGAUUAUACCUGGGAUCUAUUGAGUCUUUUUGGUUGGUAGACAGGAGGAAUGGUUUACCUAGCUGUUUCACUCUGUAUCAUCGGAAUGUAUGUUAUGGAAUUUGAUGCAUGGAUCCAUCUGCAAAAUAACGAAUGAUGCACAUAUGAACCUCUAGAAAGCUGGACAUUCUGGAAAUGUUUGGUUGCUUUUCUUUUUUUUUUCCCCCUGUUUGCUCGAUCAUAUUCCCGUCAUCAAAUGAUAAAUGGUGGUGCCCUCCAGUUGAUUCCAUCGAUGCUUCACUGCUACUUCAGCUCCACUUAAAUGUCAACAAACAUGGUGCCUCCAGUUGAUUCCAUCGAUGCUUCACUGCUACUUCAGCUCCAUUUAAAUGUCAACAAACAUGGUGCAUUGGUAUGUCUUCCUUGUGUCAUAAUCCAGUCACCAACAACGGUUAGUGUUGUAUCAUCGAUAAAUCUGGGGGAGGGUGGUUCUCAAAAUCUAUGGUGCCUCUAAGUGUGUCGUCACCAUCUUCAUUUGAUUUGAGCUAGGAACAUGAUCACUAUCUGAGUUCUUGGUUCCAUGUACCGGUUCUGUUCGAUAUACAAUAAGAUAGUUUUUUUUUUUUU
Messenger RNA from Elaeis guineensis (African oil palm), 1517 nucleotides. Lineage: Eukaryota; Viridiplantae; Streptophyta; Magnoliopsida; Arecales; Arecaceae. The record is from RefSeq and is a predicted model, not a curated record.